This is a messenger RNA of Osmerus eperlanus (European smelt), 940 nucleotides long. RefSeq names its product RNA binding fox-1 homolog 3a (gene rbfox3a). Gene Ontology annotation, molecular function: mRNA binding. Gene Ontology annotation, cellular component: nucleus; cytoplasm. Gene Ontology annotation, biological process: nervous system development; regulation of alternative mRNA splicing, via spliceosome. NCBI's taxonomy places the organism in Eukaryota, Metazoa, Chordata, Actinopteri, Osmeriformes, Osmeridae. The record is from RefSeq and is a predicted model, not a curated record. The coding region runs from base 137 to 727 and encodes 196 amino acids. The transcript has 10 exons.
GGAGGUGGCGCAGACAGAGGGCUCCCAGCAGCUGCAGCUGCAGCUGCAGCUGUCAGACUCCUCGGAGAAGCAGCAGCCCAAGAGGUUACACGUCUCCAACAUCCCCUUCCGCUUCCGGGACCCCGACCUCAGACAGAUGUUUGGGCAAUUUGGGAAGAUUUUAGACGUGGAGAUUAUUUUUAACGAGCGAGGCUCCAAGGGUUUUGGGUUUGUAACAUUUGAAACGAGUGCCGAUGCAGACCGUGCCAGGGAGAAACUAAAUGGUACAAUCGUAGAGGGACGCAAAAUAGAGGUGAACAACGCAACAGCCAGAGUAAUGACCAAUAAGAAGGUGGCGAAUCCUUACACAAACGGCUGGAAGCUGAACCCGGUGGUUGGAGCUGUCUAUGGUCCUGAAUUUUAUGCAGUAACAGGGUUUCCCUACCCCAGUGCAGGGGCAGCAGUAGCCUAUCGGGGAGCCCAUUUGAGAGGGAGGGGUCGUGCUGUCUACAACACAUUCCGUGCCGCACCUCCACCCCCACCCAUCCCCGCCUAUGGAGCUGUGGUCUACCAGGACGGCUUCUACGGAGCAGAAAUAUACGGGGGUUAUGCAGCCUACAGAUAUGCCCAGCCAGCUGCCACUGCAGCAGCUGCCUACAGCGACAGUUACGGAAGAGUCUAUGCAACUGCAGACCCCUACCACCACACGCUCGGUCCUGCAGCCACAUACAGCGUUGGCACUAUGUAAAUAGGAUGACCAGGAGGAGGGGUUCAGAAGAACAUCUACUUCGACGAACCAGAGCAACACGAACAAAGGAAGGACACUUCAAAAGAUCAACUAAACCAACAAAAAAAAGAGAAAGAGAGAAGAGAAAAUGAAGAACCCUUCUCUAUAGGCCCGGAGGAUGAAGGAUGUUCAGGCCAGUACCAUAGCAACGGCCUGAACAGUAGCCUGAGUAGC